Eptesicus fuscus (big brown bat) is the source of this 1449-nucleotide messenger RNA. RefSeq names its product acyl-CoA oxidase like (gene ACOXL). The record is from RefSeq and is a predicted model, not a curated record. Gene Ontology annotation, biological process: fatty acid beta-oxidation using acyl-CoA oxidase; lipid homeostasis. Gene Ontology annotation, molecular function: FAD binding; acyl-CoA oxidase activity; fatty acid binding. Gene Ontology annotation, cellular component: peroxisome. Lineage: Eukaryota; Metazoa; Chordata; Mammalia; Chiroptera; Vespertilionidae.
AUGGGAGGACCUCCAGAAUGUGUGCAGAGAGUGAAGUUCACCCUGGGUCUGCCUCUGUUAAGAUGCACCUUUCAGGAACAGGCAGAGAAAACAAAGAAUUUUGCCAGCCGAAGCCUCGUCAUAGGAGAAGUGCUCUCCACGGCAGACAUGGCCACAGCAGUAAAGUGUGGAAUAAUUUAUUGGCUAUUUGGUGGUGCAGUCAGGAAUCUCAAAAGCCUGGGACAUGUAACUAAGAGGCUUCAGCCACUGCAGGAGCAGAAAUACACUGGGAUGUUUGCAAUGACCGAGAGGUGCCAAGGGAACAACGUGAGAGGGAUCCAGACCGAAGCCACUUUUGACCUCUCUGCACAGGCGGUUGUGAUCCACAUACUGUGCAAAGACGCUGAGAAGAUGUACAUCGGAAAUGCCAUGCAUGGGAACUACGCCAUGGUCUUCGCCCAGCUCAUUGUGGGUAGACGAUCUAAAGGUCUGCCUGCGGUGGAUAAUGGGAUUUUAAUAUUUGACAUUCAGAUAGCAAGGGACAGCCUGCUGGAUAAGUUUGGGUCCGUGCCCCCAGAUGGGCAGCACCACUCCCCUAUUAAGAACAAGAGUGCGAGAUUCAACGCGAUGCUGGAAGCACUGACCCCUUCGAGAUUGGCGGUGACUUUCCAGGCUAUCGGCGCCAUGAAACUUGGGUUGACGAUAGCCAUUCGCUACAGCCACAGCUGGAGGCAGUUUGGGCCCAAAGAGAAGGAAGAGGUCAAGAUCAUUGAGCACCAAACGCAGACCCUUCUGCUGAUGCCUCACCUGGCCACGACCUUGGCCCUGACCUUCACCAGCAGCCCGGCUGGCCAGGCCUGGACAGACACAGUGCUGCUGAGUCGGGCCUGGACCCUGCUGCGCCCCAGUGAUCCCCCCCUGUACCCCUCUUACCCUUAUCACACCUGUGGGUCCAGAGGGAGGGGAGCCCUGCUUCUGCUGGCUACUCCGCUGCUGGGCGGUGCUGUGACCUGUGUAAAUGCCAUUGAACUUGGUAACAGGAUGGGUAACAUGAUGGAAAUCCAAAUCUCAGGCUUAAAGUGUGCCACGGAUGUGUUUGUUACUUUCGAAGGUGACAAUGUUGUUAUGCUGCAGGUUGUGGUGCGGUAACUGCUGGCUCAACACACUACACAGCAUGGAGAAAGGCCACUUGUUAGCCUGCUCCAAAGCUGGGCCGAGUCUGGGGGUGACAAGCUCAGAACCAGUUUCCUGGGACUGAACACGGACACAGUCAGUAAUCUCACCUUUCUGUGGAAAGCUGUGAAUUUUCGCGAAAGGGUUCUUCAGCGGGGUUUGGUGGCCAGAAUGUGUUACAAGGUGGUGGCCAGGAAGGAGGACGUCUUCGGGGCCUGGGACGCGUGUCUGCACCACGUCGCCUGCCUGUCUCUGGCGCACGUCCACAGAGGUCAGCGACCUGUUGCAUAUUCAUGA